Messenger RNA from Opisthorchis viverrini, 243 nucleotides. RefSeq lists its product as hypothetical. NCBI's taxonomy places the organism in Eukaryota, Metazoa, Platyhelminthes, Trematoda, Opisthorchiida, Opisthorchiidae. The record is from RefSeq and is a predicted model, not a curated record. The transcript has a single exon. Bases 1 to 243 code for a protein of 80 amino acids.
AUGUUCCUCGCCCCUAGCAGAUCCGCAACAGCCCAAGCUCGUAGCGCGUUGGCCGCCGAGAAAGCAAUACAGUUUACUUUAAAGAGAUACUACUUUAUCGUAUUCGACAGUAUAAAGUCGAUCGCCAACUCGGUACUUCUAGUCCCCAUAAGUCUCAGCCAUCGGCGGUGCACUCCGGCUCCCGAGUCCUUGCAGACAACUGCUGUGCUCAGUGAUCAGGGCAAAAUAAAACAUAUCUGCUGA